This is a messenger RNA of Gongylonema pulchrum, 500 nucleotides long. Lineage: Eukaryota; Metazoa; Nematoda; Chromadorea; Rhabditida; Gongylonematidae. The record is from the annotation of a GenBank genome assembly.
AUGAUAAUGAGUCCACUGGUCAGCAUCACUGCAAAAAGGAAUCAGUCCGAAAUAUCCGCGCACAAUUUACGGAGGUCUUUUGUUAAAAUCGUUCUGGCCAAUUCGUUCCAGUUGCCCGGCGGCUAUGGUAAUAUAGUACCGGUGACGCCGUAUGGACGGAUUGCAUGUGUUGUAUUUGCACUUUUUGGCGCACCCCUUGCAAUCAUAACAAUCGGAGACCUGGGCAAAUUUUUAUCCGAAUGCACCAUAUUGCUGUAUAAUCGGAUGAAACAAGCACAGAGUGCUCUGAAACGUCAGUUUGUCAAAUUCCGAUCCCGAGCCGCCGGCUGUUCAGAACUGAGAUCAACGGAUACACCGAAAGAAUCAGAACGUGACAUUUUAAACUGGGAUGAUUUAGCGCUGGACAAAACUGAAGUGCCUGUACUCCUUGUUUUCGCUAUUCUUCUUGUUAGUUUCGAUCCAUUGAGCAUAAUUAUUUCAGUGAAAGGGACGAAAUGAGU